AUGGAGCUGGAGUUGGGGCUUGCACGGCCAUACCAUGCGGGCUCGUGCGGGAAGAGGGGCUCGACGGAGGCGUUCGGGGUCAACAAGCCCACGCUGACACUCUUGCUGCGCGACGAUGACGACGACGACGACGGUGACCGCGGCAAGGGCGAAGACGGCACUAGCGACGCCUGCGACUGCGAGAUGGGCACCAGGGCUGAGUGCAAGCCGUGCAGGAGGAAGAGGUUUGUAUGGUGGCCGCCGGUGAAGAGCGCGCACCGCCCGCGCAGCUGCAGCAACGGCGGCCACGUGAAGGUGAAGAUGGAAGGGGUGCCCAUUGGGAAGAAGGUGGACCUGUCCCGCCACGCCUCCUACCACCAGCUCCAAGACACGCUCCGCCUAAUGUUCCCCUCCUCCGCUCACCAAGGUGAUCCGUACCCCGUCAUCUACGAGGACGGCGACGGGGACUGGAUGCUCGUCGGAGACGUCCCGUGGGAGGAGUUUAGCAAGUCCGCCAAACGGCUCAACAUCCUCAUGUCGCCACCGACUACGCUUGCCAUUGUUAGUUGAGUUUGGGCGUCAUGAUCUGCACCGGCGUCUGUCGGUCUGUGUCUAGUUAAUUAGCUUACUAGAUAAUGUUAGUACAAUGUUGUCGUCAUGUCCACAACUAUGGGACUUUCUGAAUUUGUUUCUCUU
Molecule: messenger RNA, 675 nt
Organism: Triticum aestivum (bread wheat)
Lineage: Eukaryota; Viridiplantae; Streptophyta; Magnoliopsida; Poales; Poaceae
Product: auxin-responsive protein IAA20-like
Exons: 3
Coding region: 1-549 (182 amino acids)
Biological process (GO): regulation of DNA-templated transcription
Cellular component (GO): nucleus
Source: RefSeq, a predicted model, not a curated record